UGCAUAGGAAAACUAACCUGUGCCUAACCAUUCUCGAUCGGUGAAACACCCACAGCGAUGGCCCGACUGCAUCUCCUCCUCCUCCCUUUCCUAGUUGCCACCGUGGCGGUGCUCGUCUCGCCGUUUGGCCGCACACUUGCUAAGACAGCCAAGAAGAGCGACGACAUCGUCAAUGGCCCCCUUCUCACCUCCAAAAUCAAUGCCAAGCGUACAUUGAUCGUUGGCCCCGAGGACGAGUUCAAAACCGUGCAGGCAGCCAUUGACGCUGUGCCUGUCGGGAAUGCCGAGUGGGUCAUCGUCCAUCUCCGCUCCGGCAUCUACAGGGAGAAAGUUGUGAUCCCAGAGACAAAGCCGUUCAUCUUCAUGAGGGGCAAUGGCAAGGGCCGAACCUCCAUCACCCACGAAUCAACCUCUUCCCACAAUGCCGAGUCUGCCGCAUUCGCCGUGCACGCAAACAACGUCAUUGUCUUUGGAAUUAGCUUCAGGAACAGCGCGCGUGCUGGGCUGCCCAAUACCCCGGAGAUACGCGCGGUGUCUACCAUGGUUAGCGGCGAUAAGGUGGCCUUCUACCACUGUGCGUUCUAUAGCCCACACCAUACCCUCUUCGACGACAUCGGUCGCCACUAUUACGAGAGUUGCUACAUUCAGGGUAACAUCGACUUCAUCUUUGGCGGCGGCCAGUCUAUCUUCCAGUGCCCGGAGAUCUUUGUGAAGCCUGACCGGCGGACGGAGAUCAAGGGGUCCAUCACAGCACAGGACCGCAAGGAAGAAGAUGGCAGCGGCUUUGUCUUCAUCAAGGGCAAGGUGUACGGCGUAGGCCAGGUGUACCUAGGCCGUGCCAAUGAGGCCUACUCGCGUGUCAUCUUUGCUGACACCUACCUCUCCAAGACUAUCAACCCGGCCGGUUGGACCAACUACGGCUACAAUGGACCGACUGACCACAUGGUACUCGGGGAGUACAACUGCACUGGGCCGGGCGCUGCCGAUGCGUCGUCGGAGCGUGUACCAUGGGCACGAAAGUUCACCAAGGAGGAGGCUGACAAGUUCAUAACCGUUGACUUCAUCAAUGGCAAGGAGUGGCUUCCGGCGUUCUACUACUGACCAGCCAACUAAAAGAACACAUAGCAACAUGUAUGUUCAUGCAUGCCGUGGGCUAGUUGUAUCCAUGGUGUCAAUUUUCUAAUCAAUUGAAGGAUUUGGUGUUUUGCAGUAAAAA
Messenger RNA from Oryza brachyantha (malo sina), 1216 nucleotides. RefSeq names its product probable pectinesterase 67. The record is from RefSeq and is a predicted model, not a curated record. The transcript has 5 exons. Bases 58 to 1101 code for a protein of 347 amino acids. Gene Ontology annotation, biological process: cell wall modification. Gene Ontology annotation, molecular function: pectinesterase activity. NCBI's taxonomy places the organism in Eukaryota, Viridiplantae, Streptophyta, Magnoliopsida, Poales, Poaceae.